AGGCUAAGAAAUGGCAUUUCAAAAGGCAGUAAAAGGGACUCUUCUUGUUGGAGGUGGCGCCCUUGCAAGUGUCCUAGGCCUCUCUCAAUUUGCUCAUUACAGAAGGAAGCAAGUGAACCUGGCCUAUGUCGAAGCAGCUGAGUGCGUCUCAGAACCUGUUAACAAGGAGCCUCCUUCCAGAGAAGCUCAGCUGCUGGCUUUGCAGAACGUGUCUGAAUUCGAUAUCCUGGUCAUUGGAGGAGGGGCAACAGGGUGCGGCUGUGCACUGGAUGCCGUCACCAGAGGACUAAAAACAGCCCUUGUAGAAAGAGAUGAUUUCUCAUCAGGGACCAGCAGCAGAAGCACUAAAUUGAUCCAUGGUGGUGUGAGAUAUCUUCAGAAGGCUAUCAUGAAGUUGGAUAUUGAGCAGUAUAGGAUGGUAAAAGAAGCCCUUCAUGAGCGUGCCAACCUACUAGAAAUUGCUCCCCAUUUAUCAGCUCCGUUGCCCAUAAUGCUUCCAAUUUACAAGUGGUGGCAGCUACCUUACUACUGGGUAGGAAUCAAGCUAUAUGAUCUGGUUGCAGGAAGUAAUUGCCUGAAAAGCAGUUAUGUCCUGAGCAAAUCAAGAGCCCUAGAACAUUUCCCAAUGCUCCAGAAGGACAAACUGGUAGGAGCAAUUGUCUACUAUGACGGACAACACAACGACGCACGGAUGAACCUCGCCAUUGCCCUCACUGCUGCCAGGUAUGGGGCUGCCACAGCCAAUUACAUGGAGGUAGUGAGUUUGCUCAAGAAGACAGACCCCCACACGGGGAAAGAGCGAGUGAGCGGCGCGCGGUGUAAGGAUGUGCUCACAGGGCAGGAGUUUGAUGUGAGAGCCAAGUGUGUUAUCAAUGCUACGGGACCUUUCACAGACACCGUGCGCAAAAUGGAUGAUAAGAACGCCACGGCCAUCUGCCAGCCGAGCGCCGGCGUCCACAUCGUGAUGCCUGGUUAUUACAGCCCCGAGAGCAUGGGACUUCUUGACCCAGCAACCAGUGAUGGGCGAGUUAUAUUCUUCUUACCCUGGCAGAAGAUGACUAUAGCUGGCACUACCGACACUCCAACAGAUGUCACACACCAUCCCAUUCCUUCGGAAGAAGAUAUCAAUUUCAUUUUGAAUGAAGUGCGUAACUACCUGAGUUGCGAUGUUGAAGUGAGAAGAGGGGACGUCCUGGCAGCAUGGAGUGGUAUCCGUCCCCUUGUUACUGAUCCCAAGUCUGCAGAUACUCAGUCCAUCUCCCGAAAUCAUGUUGUGGAUAUCAGUGAGAGUGGCCUCAUCACUAUAGCAGGUGGAAAGUGGACAACGUAUCGAUCUAUGGCAGAAGAUACCAUAAAUGCUGCUAUCAAGGCUCAUAAUUUGAAAGCAGGACCAAGCAGAACAGUUGGGCUUUUCCUUCAAGGGGGCAGAGAUUGGAGCCCCACACUCUACAUUAGGCUUGUCCAGGAUUAUGGGCUUGAAAGUGAGGUGGCACAGCAUCUUGCCACCACCUAUGGUGACAAGGCUUUUGAGGUGGCCAAAAUGGCAAGUGUAACUGGAAAAAGGUGGCCCAUCGUUGGUGUGCGUCUUGUGUCAGAAUUUCCAUACAUUGAAGCCGAGGUGAAAUAUGGGAUUAAGGAGUAUGCCUGCACAGCAGUGGAUAUGAUUUCACGGCGGACUCGCCUGGCCUUCCUAAAUGUCCAGGCAGCAGAGGAAGCCCUACCCAGAAUUGUUGAACUGAUGGGCAGAGAACUGAAUUGGGAUGAUUAUAAAAAAGAGGAGGAACUUGAAACAGCCAGGAAGUUUCUGUAUUAUGAAAUGGGCUAUAAAUCUCGAUCAGAACAGUUAACAGAUCGCUCUGAAAUUAGCCUCCUACCUUCCGACAUCGACAGGUACAAGAAGAGAUUUCAUAAGUUUGAUGCAGACCAAAAGGGCUUUAUUACCAUUGUUGAUGUUCAGCGUGUAUUAGAGAGUAUCAACGUCCAAAUGGAUGAGAAUACACUACAUGAAAUUCUGAAUGAAGUAGAUUUGAACAAAAAUGGACAGGUUGAACUCAAUGAGUUUUUGCAGCUGAUGAGUGCUAUUCAGAAAGGAAGGGUGUCUGGAAGCCGGCUAGCGAUACUGAUGAAAACUGCUGAAGAGAACCUCGACAGAAGAGUCCCCAUUCCAGUGGACCGAAGUUGUGGAGGAUUUUAGAUCAAGAUAGUGAGAACAUGUGCCCUCCCUGAACCCUGAACCCAUUACAGUGGGGACCGGCUUUAUAGGCUGACUGGCCUGGGCAGAGCUGUAUUUGUACACCAGGCCUGGUUUGUACACGCUUUGCUAUGAGUGAAGUUCCUUUAAGGACAAAGAAAAGCGCACUUUGCUGCUUCCUUUGAGCGUCUCUGCUUUUGCUGAAAAUCUGCUAAUUCUAAAACAUACGCUCCUUCACCAAUCCCAGAGACUCAUCUUGGAAGUGAGCUGGUUCCAAGUCUACUGUGAAUAAAGCACCCCCGCAUUUUUGUGUGAGUUCUUAAUUAAACCUGCACAGCUUCUGUACCUGACUUCAGAAAAGGGGAAAGGAAAUGGAGGGAUUAGCCCCUUCAAAACCUAUUCCAAGCAGGAGAGAAUUUUUCUUUUCUUUUUGUACAAAUGUGAUACUAGAUGAUUCUGUGUGGAUGGGGAUGAGGGGUGCAGAGAUUGUCUUUAUCAUCCGGUGAUUUAUUUCAAGAGCCUUUAAGGGGAUUCAGGUGAAGGAACCCCCGUCUGUGGCGAAGAGCUGGAUGCUCUUUUAAAUAGCCCCAUACCACAGUCCUAACAAUAGUGACAAUGCUGGAUUAUUGGUUAAGCCAGGGUUGUCUGCCUCAUAGCCCUCAUGCUGUUUGCAAUAUUCUUGCUUUCAAUCAAUUUAUACUAAGUGUAACUUUAGGAUUUCUACUAUUACAUGCAUGCUCCCUAUUCUGCUUUAGUUUUUAGCUUUCUUUUGUCUUUUCUAAAAUAUUAUGUAACUUAGUCUUUUGUACAACAACAAAAAUUUCAUUGUGACUUUUACUGAACAUACUGUAAGGACGAUCAUUGAUCUUAUUUCUUUUUUUAUGUACUCGUAAAGAUUUUUGGCAUAUGAAUGUAAUAAUAUUGAAGUCAGUGAUGCUCUAACUUGCACUGUUUUACAUUAUGUCAGCCCUUUUCAGGGAAUAAGAAAGCCCUACUGUGUUUUUAAAGACUAUCCAGUCCAAGCCAUGCUGGAGUGGAUAUGCACACUGCAUGCCUUCAUAUGUGGUGCUUUCAUGUAUUGUGUUGGGUUAUUGUUCUAGAUGGGACUGUUAAAUACUGUGUUUGAGGCUGGAUUGUCAUUUUUAUAACUGUCUUGGUGUUUUAUCGCCAUUAUUUAUUACUUUUGAUAUACAGAAUGAGCUGCAUGCAUUUAUAGAGCAAUAAGAAGAUGUAUUUAAUGUGCCUUGUUUUUAACUGAAUAAGAACUGAAAGCACGAAUCAAUAAAACUGAUUAAAAUGG
Molecule: messenger RNA, 3491 nt
Organism: Odobenus rosmarus divergens (Pacific walrus)
Lineage: Eukaryota; Metazoa; Chordata; Mammalia; Carnivora; Odobenidae
Gene: GPD2
Product: glycerol-3-phosphate dehydrogenase 2 (mitochondrial)
Exons: 17
Coding region: 11-2194 (727 amino acids)
Biological process (GO): glycerol-3-phosphate metabolic process
Cellular component (GO): mitochondrion; glycerol-3-phosphate dehydrogenase (FAD) complex
Molecular function (GO): calcium ion binding; glycerol-3-phosphate dehydrogenase (quinone) activity
Source: RefSeq, a predicted model, not a curated record